UUGCACUCAUACCGGUCGGAAGCAAAUUGUACAUUCCAUUUAAUUUAAUUUCUUCUAAGCUCCAAGCUUCUCAAAAACUUCAAAAUGUCAAAUAAUAACCAAUGGGAAACAGUGACAAAAUCGAAAAAAUACAAAAAUCUCGAGAAGAAAGUUGUUGCCCACAAGGAAAAGAAAAGGGAAGAAGCCUUGCAGCCAAAAUUGAAUGAAAUUUUGCCAUCACAUCAGAUAAGGCAAUUGUUGAGUGGGCGUGGAAUAGCUGGCGGUAAAGAUAUAUCGCCUUCUAAGUCUAAUACCAGUUCCAAUAAGUCAAAGUCUUCCACUCCGAAGAGAACUUCAAUGAAACAAACAAAAGAAUCACAUCAAAAUGAAAAUAAAAAGGCAAAGCAGGAACAGGUGUUUAAGUCACCACCAAAACCCAAAAAUUUGGACCAAGCGUUUAAAGCGAUUACGCCCAAUGAAUUUCAAACACAAUUAGAACAUAUACAAUUGUUGUAUCCUGGGUCAAAGCUCUCUUGGUUGAAGGCGGUUGCAAGCUAUCUUAAUUCCAGACUUCAAUUUGAAUGUGAUCCAACAUUUUCAGGAAGAUCAAAUACCUACCCUGGGGUAUUGGCAUCUCCUGCUCUUAAACAAGCCAUUCUGGAGUUUCUUUCCUGGGAGGGUGAAACAAACCUAAAGUACUUCUUCCACAAUACUCUUUUAGAAAGUAUGUGCACUGAUUUAAAUAACAACUUACCUGUUGUAGGGUAUAAGUUUAUGUUACAACUUAUUGCGCGGAACUGGCCUCAAAUUUGUGCAUCAUGUAUGGCUAGUACCGCCAUGCUGCGAAACUCGUACCAGAAUCGAAGCAAUAUUUGCUUAAGUAUUCUAUGGGCUGUAGGUCAAGGAGGAUAUGAAAAUCUUAUGGUGGGAAUAAAUGUGUGGCAUGAUUUAAUGUUACCCAAUUUGGAAAUGAAGAGCUAUUGCCGUUAUGUAUCGGAAUAUAUAGAAAAAAUUUUAAAUGUGGCCAGCGAUCAAACAUUACAAUUGAAUCAAAACAAAUUUUUUGAAGUUUAUAAUGCUCUUAAAGCCAAUUACAAUGGCGUUCCCAGAGACUGUCAACAGGCUUUGACUAGAAGCUCUGAACUGUUUUUGCAAAAAUUUAUCGUUAAUUCAACCAAACAUACAUAUCUCUUCCAAACACUUCUUCGAGAAAUCGAAAGUCCCACAAAGAGUGACAUCGAAACUAAUGGCUGCCUUUCAUGUUUACUGCAUAGUGAUGACUGUUUUAAGGUUUGGAAAAUGAAUUAUAAAAAGCAAUUACAACCUACCAUAUAUUUGUUACAAAAAAUUGAAUAUGAACUUUCACAUAGUGCCUCCUCAUUGGCCAUGUCAUCAGCAUUUAAUGAUUUCCUAAAAGAUGCUGAGCAACUCAAUGCAGAAUUGGAUAUGGCAAAAAAACGCGAUUCAAAUUUGGAUACAUUAAUAGCACUCGUGGCGAACGUUCAAGAGAAAAGCGCGCAACAAAAAAAGAAACAACAAGCUGCUGAAAAAAAGAAGGGCUGUGGAUGUUGCAAGUGGACUUUGGGAUCACUGCUGCUCAUUGCGUUGAUCGCUGGAGCUUUGUACUAUGACACCGAAAUUAACGGUAAGGGUGUCUUUGCCAAAUCUGCUACGGGCAAAGUCUUACAGAAUGCUGGUCUAUUGCCGCAUGUCGAAAAGGCCUGGUACACAACCAUGAGUAAUGCGGCACGUGGUUACAAAUGGGCGGAGAAGACAUUACCACCUUAUACUACCCCUUUCUGCAAGUUGGCUUGUGAUGUUACGAAGCUGUUGCGCAAUGCUGCCUGUAAUGCAUACACGGUAACGAAGGAAGUGAUCUCUGCCAAAAUGCCUGUUGCAGCACAAUUUUUGGAGCAAUACGUGCCCGGUUUGCCCAAGAAAAUUGAGGAUACAGCUGGAACUGUCAAAACAGCAUCUGUAGACAUUUUCGACAAGUUAGUCAGCUUUUUCAAAACGCAAGUGUUGGUUGGACGAUUCUCACCUGAAAAUUUAUGCAAGGCCUUGAAUCAAACUCAAAAUUUGGCUUUGGAAUAUUAUAAUCAGUUCCAUAAAAAGGUGGAUGCUUAUGCCAAGCUGAAAUGAUUUCCUCAAACGCCGCAAAUAUCACUCUAAAUAUAAAACAUUCACAUCAAACGCGCAGUAACAGCCAACAACAACAUCAGAAGUCACAUUUGUAAAAAUCAAAUAAAACUAGAGGAAGGAAGUCGACCAGCCAGUCAGUCAGUCAGUCACCAACAGCCAUAUUUUCAAGGAAUACAUUUUGUAACAUCAUGUUCUUUCGACAAAGUGUGCUGUAUAUUUAAUACUAGUUUAAUAAUUUUAAUAAUCUACCUUAAACGAAACUAAAACUAAUCAAUUGAGAACGGUUGCAGGCAGCAGCAAAAAUGAAUGGUGGAUGCGCGCGCAUGCCUACCACACACAACAAAACAGUCGUCCCACCAACACACCAACCGAGACAGACUGCAAUUGCGAGGGAAGAUGAAUAAUUUUAUAAACUGAAAUAAGAGUAUGUCAGAGAUUAGAUAAACAACACAACACAAAAUCACAUAUGAUAAAUUGUUAAUGAAUUUUAAAUGUACCCUAGA
Molecule: messenger RNA, 2624 nt
Organism: Stomoxys calcitrans (stable fly)
Lineage: Eukaryota; Metazoa; Arthropoda; Insecta; Diptera; Muscidae
Gene: Tmem214
Product: transmembrane protein 214
Exons: 11
Coding region: 85-2121 (678 amino acids)
Cellular component (GO): Golgi apparatus; endoplasmic reticulum
Source: RefSeq, a predicted model, not a curated record